CGAACGCAGGGAUGAUGCCACUGCACUGCCCAGUCUGGUACAAACGGACCAAAGCCUUUUUUAGUACUGGUUGGCUUAGUCCGGACAUCGACGACCGUUAUGAUAAUGCAAUCAUGCAGCGCUGGCCUAGCUGGGUUGGUCAACGGUGACAACAGUGGCAACAGCCAGUAGAAGGGUGCCAAGCCAAGGUGGGCUGGACGACGCCGUUGAUAAAAUUUUAGUUGAAAAGUGUCACGGUAGGUGGUGGCAAAACAAUUUUCUUGAUAUCGACUCUGGGAAAGGUAUCACCCAUCCGCGUACAAGGCUCGACUCAGUCGGACAGUUUUCUUGAGUAGCUGAGAGCCUAUGAAUAUGAUUGGAUUCACAAGGAACACUGUGUGGAAGGCUGCGUCCCUUGUUCUGGCUUUGUCAGCCAUGCUCGCGGUAUUUGCGGUGACGGAGGGUGCGGAGUUUGGCUACCAUCAGGAGGCGGUGAAUUAUGAUGGAUUCGAGCUGCUUCGACGCAUCGGAAAUAAUGGUGUUCCGGACGAUGUGCCCACAGAUUUCGACUGCGAAGCACGCUAUCUGGCUUACAACUACAGUCUCUCGUUACAACCGCAUCGUGCACCGAUGAAGAACGUGUGGGAUGCACUCCAAUUGACCACGCUAUGUCACAAACCAUUCAAUCCUAACCCUGACAUUUCAGUUCAGCAGCAGCGACGCACGGACCAGCAACAUCAGAAGAAGAAGAGGCUAUCACCACCAUUGAGCGACAAGCUGAGCCAAGUCCAGUAUCGUGUGUAUGUGGAUGCGAAAGUCGGGGAUGACUUCAGCACGGAUGCAAGCGAUGCGCGCACUCCGUUCAGGACGCUGCAUCGGGCACUGGCACACACUCGGGCGUACCGACGACAGCAGCUGGACAAGAACCCUGGCUCGCGAGCUGCAGACAUCAGCGUGGGCAUAGUACUGCGUUCUGGAAUUCACUAUCUGAACACCACGGUGGAAGUGAACGUACAGGACAGCGGUACAAUCAUCGAAUCUGCACCUGGAGAGACGGCAGUGCUGAGCGGAGGACUUCCUCUCGCACCGCAGUGGAAGCCAUACAACGUGUCACAGAGUCCUGCGACGAUGGUCAUACAGCAAGGAGCUGACAAUGUAUGGGGACAUGUGCCCGGUCCAGGAAAGAGCACACCAACUAUCAAGUACGUGGGAACGUUCGCCAGCAGUGAGGAGUGCCAAGCCCAGUGCAAGUACGGCACCUGCUUUGCGUGGACCUGGCACAAGAAGGACGCGACCGGCUGGAGCCAGGGCUGCUACCUGCACAGCGACCACUGGUGGUCACCACAUGUCUCCACCACCGACACGAGUGGCUACUGGGCGCAGGCUCCUAACAUCUACGUUGCCGAUGUCACCGAGCAAGCACCGGAAAACCUGCAGCUCGGCAUGUUCGUUGCCGAAACACGAGAAGACGCCGAGGCCGGUAACUUCUUCCGCGCCAACCGUGCACGCUAUCCGAACAUUGUGAGUGCGGAGAGGACCCUGUUCCCGGCUGGAUGGGUGCCGGGCGGGGCCGACUGGGAUGGACCUGCGGACCUGGGCAACUCGACCUUCAUCACGGUCGGCACGCCGACGUACGAGGCCAACCCGGACUUUGAGCACUUCCAGAUCGGCGUGGACGGCCCGUGCAGCAUCUUCACACCGCCCGAGUCGUACUGGUGCUCCGAAAAGCCCAGCGGUGGUGGAGCGUUCACGUUCCUGUCCCCGUCCGGCGUAACCUUCAACAAGACGGUCCUGACACGAGCCGCGACAUACAAUGCGGAGCUAUUCCAGGAGACUGCAGUACUGCAUACAUGGCGCCCGUCGCAUUGGUCCUCGUGGAUGUUCGAGUUCAAGGACUUCGACCCGGAAUCUGGGAAGGGCAAGUUCUCCCGGGGAGGAUUUCAAGGUGCACGGGGAAGCGCAAAGGGCUCUGAGUGGUGGUUGGCAAAUGUUUUCGAAGAGCUCGAUCACCCUAAUGAGUACUUCUAUAAUCCAGACACUGGUAAACUAUACUAUUUCCACAAUGGAACUGGAGCUCCACCGGAAGACUUCCAGUUUGUUGCUGCCAACCUGAAAACUCUCAUCAGCAUCACUGCUGCUAUGGACAAUCCAGUGUUCAACUUUACCCUGAGGAAUGUUGUCCUGACAACAGCAGCGUACACGUACAUGGAUCCACACGGUGUACCAUCCGGUGGAGACUGGGGCCUACAACGAUCCGGUGCGGUGUUUGCCGAAGGUACAAAACUACUUACGAUUGAGAACUGCGUUUUCAAGAAUCUAGACGGCAACGGAUUGUUCCUGUCUGGAUUUGUCCAUGACAGUAUGAUCAGUAACAAUGAAUUCACUUUGAUUGGAGACACGGCAAUGGCCGCGUGGGGCUACACGAAUCUGAUCGACGGCACAUCUGGCGAACAGCCGCGGCGUAAUCGGAUCGAGCAGAACUUCAUCCACGAGAUCGGCCUUUACGAGAAACAGUCCAGCUGCUGGUUCCAAGCCAAGUCGGCGCAGACCACACUGCGUACAAACAUCUGCUUCAACGGACCGCGUGCCGGCGUGAACAUCAACGACGGCUUUGGCGGCGGCAACGAAAUGGAAGACAACGUUCUGUUCAACAUGUGCCGCGAGAGCAGCGAUCACGGGCCGUUCAACUCCUGGGAUCGGCAACCGUUUCUCACCGACGUUGCAGACCCUGAGAACCCGUCGCUGUACCCGGCUGUGAACAACAUCCACCACAACUUCCUUAUUGGCAACUACGGAUCUAGCAUGUGCCUGGACAACGACGACGGAAGUGCCUACUAUCACCAUAGCGACAACUACCUGGUGUACGGCGGACAUAAGUCUAACUAUGGCGGUCACAACAAGGUCUCAACCAACAACUACAACCUGUACCCUGUGGUCUAUUCCUAUUCCUGUUUCAGUAUCUUUCAGAACACGCUCAACGCCACGUACGCCGAGGCCUACAUGAACUGCACGUGCGUACUGCGCGGCGUGGCCAACGAGAACAUGUACCGCUUUCAGCCGGCCUGCGAUCUCACCAAGCCAGACACGCUCUCGUUCCUCACCGGCGACAACACCAUCUACACGCCCACCGCCAACGCCACGGUGAACGCCUGCGGCAAGACGCUGACGGCCGAGCAGUGGCUGCAGCUGGGACUGGACAAGGGCACGGUGCUGAAGACAUCGCCGGACGUGGACACCAUCAUCGGCUGGGGAAGGAAGCUCUUCAAUCUGAAAUAGUAGUCUGACCAGAACUAUAUUGCUCUCUCUCUCUCUCUCUCUCUCUCUCUCUCUCUCUCUCUCUCUCUCUCUCUCUCUCUCUCUCUCUCGCUUGCUCUCUCCCUCUGUUAUGAUUCCGUUAGAUUUGACACCCAAAUUAUGAGAGGAUGUCCGCUUUAGGAGCUGCAUCUGCGCCUUGAUUCUUGAGGGUAGUGGCGGAAAACUCCGCCUACCCGAGUCUCUACGCAAAGCAUGGGAUAUAUUUAUAAUUGCUGGUCUAAACAACCUGACGUCUGCCUUCCAUCUUUUGUGCUGGGGAAUUGUUCCUUUUCGAUACCGUU
Molecule: messenger RNA, 3575 nt
Organism: Sycon ciliatum
Lineage: Eukaryota; Metazoa; Porifera; Calcarea; Leucosolenida; Sycettidae
Exons: 3
Coding region: 346-3255 (969 amino acids)
Source: RefSeq, a predicted model, not a curated record